GUUUCCGUGCAAAUCCGUGGACUCGCCAAACCCCCCCUCUCCUCUCUCGAUCGAUACUUCAAAACUGUGAUUAGAGUCUCCCUGGAAUCAAUGGCAAGCACAACUUCGAAAUCCACACAAGAAAUUGACGAACAAGAGAAGCAAGAAGAAGAAGAGCAGACCUUCGAAGGGCUCGGUUUGGACGCUCGCCUUAUACGUGCCUUAACCAAGAAAGGCAUUGAGAAGCCCACUCCCAUCCAGCGAGUCGCUAUCCCUUUGAUCCUUGAAGGCAAGGAUGUGGUGGCUCGAGCAAAGACUGGUUCUGGAAAGACAUUAGCUUACCUCCUUCCUUUGCUUCAGAAGCUCUUCUCCGAUUCUGCUACAAAAAAGAAUCUCGCGCCGAACACAUUCAUUCUUGUGCCAACACGAGAGCUAUGCCAACAAGUUUAUUCAGAGGUAUUGUCGCUAACUGAGCUAUGUAGAGUGCAAUUAAAAGUGGUACAAUUGGCAAGCACAAUGUCUGUCUCUGAUCUGCGAACUGCAUUGGCCGGACCACCUGAUAUUCUAGUUUCUACGCCAGCUUGCGUACAAACAUGCUUAUCGAAAGGUGUUCUUCAACCAAAAUUUGUUCAGGAGUCACUUUCAUCUCUCAUUCUCGAUGAGGCAGAUCUUCUUUUGUCAUAUGGAUAUGAAGAUGAUCUAAAAGCUCUUACAGCGCAUGUUCCUAGAUGUUGUCAAUGCCUGCUUAUGUCUGCUACCUCAAGUGCCGAUGUCGAAAAGCUGAAAAAGCUUAUUCUACACAAUCCCUAUAUCUUAACUUUGCCUGAAGUUGGAGAAGCUAAGGAUGAGAUUAUUCCCCAAAAUGUUCAGCAAUUUUGGAUUUCGUGCAGUGCUCAUGAUAAGCUCCUACACAUCCUUGCCCUCUUGAAGUUGGAGUUGCUUCAGAAAAAAGUACUGAUCUUUACUAAUUCAAUUGACAUGAGUUUCAGACUGAAACUAUUCUUCGAACAGUUUGGAAUCAAGUCUGUAGUUUUAAAUGCUGAGUUGCCACAGAAUUCUCGUCUACAUAUCCUUGAGGAAUUCAAUGCUGGGCUUUUUGAUUAUUUGAUUGCAACCGAUAGCAUUCAAUCUAAAGAGAAGGGACAAGCUGAUGGAGAAAGUCAUGUUGACCGAAAAAAAUCCAAAAAACAUGACAAGAAAAAAUUAGACUCUGAAUUUGGUGUAGUGAGAGGAAUUGACUUCAAAAAUGUGCACACGGUUAUAAAUUUUGAGAUGCCUCCAAAUGCUACGGGAUAUGUACAUCGCAUUGGACGCACUGGGAGAGCAUAUAAUACUGGUGCAUCUGUCUCUCUUGUUUCUCCAGAAGAGAUGGAAAUUUUUGAAGAAAUAAAAUCCAUUUUGGGAGAAAAUGAAAGCAAGGACUCAAAUUUUAUUGCCCCAUUUCCUUUACUCAGUAAGAAUGCAGUGGAGUCUUUGCGAUAUAGAGCUGAGGAGAUUACUGUCCCAGCAGAACUUAUUUCUGCAAUUCUGUUGGAGAUUUACAAUGUAUUGGGUGAACAAGAAAGAUGCCAACAAAUAGAGGAUGUUGCGAGGAGUGUGACAAAAAUUGCUGUGAGAGAAUCAAGGGCACAGGAUCUGAGGAAUGAAAUUCUAAAUUCUGAAAAGUUGAAGGCUCAUUUUGAAGAUAAUCCAAGGGACUUAGAUCUUCUGAAACAUGACAAGAUGCUGAGCAAGAAGGCUCCUGCUCCUCACCUACGUGAUGUGCCUGAGUACCUGUUGGACCCAACAACACAAGAAGCUCGAAAGAUUGUCAAGCUUGCUAGAGCUGCAAUGGGAAAUUCUCUCUCUGGUCGCCACAAGGGAUUGAAGGGAAAAUUUAGAAAAAGUAGAGACCCUCUCAAAUCUUUCUCUGCAGAGGCAGCUAAGCAAGCUUCGAGAGUGGACUCACAAAACUGCUUACAGAGCCCAACUAUCCGAACCGCCACCCUAACAAACCACCUUCUUCGUUCCCGAUGCCAUUCGAUCAGAAACACACUUGUGCUUCCUCCUCUGCAGCUUUUUCCGGAUUUCAAUCAGUUGAUUCACAGACCAAAAACCAAAGCACAGUCAAACAGAAUACAAUCGCCACGACAAAUUCCAGUUUUUCAAAUGUUGAGAACCUGCUCUUCCAUACGAGCUGAACUCAGGUCUCUCUCUCAAACCUUAACAUACCUACCACAAGUCCAAUCCUCAUUGCCUUCAACCUUCAAAGUUACCAUUAGCCCAUCACAUUCAAUCCGUGAAAACCCUUCUUCCCCUAUAAUUCCACUCCUCUCUUCGCCGUUCUCGCACUCACGUCCGCUUCAUAGACGCCAAGACGAUUAUGACGAGGAUUCGAACAGGGACCCUACGAGCCCUCCGAAGCUGUUUGUGGUCCAACCGCGUCUUCGGCCGGAUACCCUCUUGCAGGCCAAGCUUAACGAAGGUCUGAACCUUGCAAAUUCGCUCGAAGAACAACGUGAUGGGUUCUACGAUACUGAGUUUUCGGAGAAGGAAUUGCCCCCACAUGUUAUUGUUCAAAACCCAGCUGCCAGAUCGCCUCGAGCAGAUACCUAUUUUGGACCAGGGACAGUGCAAACAGUUAAAUGUCAUCUAAAUGGUGUUGAAUCAGAGGGUGGAGUGGAUGCUGUAUUUGUGAAUGCAAUUUUGAGUGGGAUUCAGCAACGGAAUUUAGAGCGGGCUUGGAAUAAGCCUGUUUUGGACCGUGUGGGUCUUAUAGUAGAAAUAUUCAAUGCUCAUGCCCAGACAAAGGAAGCCAAGCUACAGGCCGAGUUAGCAGCUCUAAUGUACAAGAGGACUAGGCUUGUUCGUGUACGUGGUCCUAAUGGACGUUAUACUUUUGGUGAAAUUGGAGAAGCAGAAGUCGUUAGUGCUCGAGGGAGAGGAAGUGGGGGGCGUGGUUUUAUUAGUGGUGCUGGAGAAACUGAACUUCAGCUUCAACGACGCAGAAUUUUGGAACGGCGGAAUCAAUUAUUGUAUGAAAUUAAAGAAGUUCGGAGAACGCGAGCUUUGCAACGUGCUGCUCGCAAGAGGCAUGGAGGUACACAGGGCCAAGAGAUGGUUACAGUUGCUGUUGUUGGUUACACGAAUGCUGGAAAGUCGACACUAGUUAGUACACUCUCGGACAGUUAUCUAUAUUCCGAUGAUCGAUUGUUUGCAACUGUUGACACUAAAUUAAGAAGUGUAAUUCUUCCAUCAGGGAGGAAAGUGCUUCUUAGUGAUACAGUGGGAUUCAUUUCAGAUCUUCCUGUGCAGUUAGUGGAAGCUUUUCAGGCAACCUUGGAAGAAGUUGUUGAAGCUGACCUCCUUGUGCAUGUACUAGACUCAAGUGCGCCAAAUCUUGAUGAGCAACGGCAAACUGUAUUACAAGUUCUUGAGCAGAUAGGAGUAUCCAAGGGGAAGCUUCAGAAUAUGAUUGAAGUUUGGAAUAAGAUUGAUCUCCAAGAGGAAAUGAGGGGCAAUGAAUAUGAUGAAGAUGAAGUGAGCUGUUUCUCAGGUGCAGAAGACGAUGAUUAUAGUGCAGAAGAUGAUGACAAUAAUGGAGAUAUAAAGUGUGAGCUAUCAUCAGGAGAGCUCAAAGAGACCAUGGAUGAUCAUCAAGAUGAUUACUCUGACGGCUGGCUCUCAUCAGGAGAUGGACUAGAGACAUGGGGUGACCAUGAUGGUUCGUAUGUGGGAGCGGAGACUCCAGAUAACCAACAAAAAGACUCCUCCAAGGACUUGAGGAUUAUUGGAAAAGUUUCACAAUCUCAACCUGAAUCUGUUCCAUAUAUCAAAACAUCUGCCAGAAUGGGAGUUGGUUUACAGGAGUUGCUGGAGCACAUUGAUGAGAGAUUAAAGAGCCAGAAAGUACUGGAAAAGAGUAUAUUUGAUCGCAAAUGGAGGCCCCCUCGCACAGAAGAUACUGGCAUAGCAGUCGAACUAUAG
Ilex paraguariensis (yerba mate) is the source of this 3945-nucleotide messenger RNA. The record is from the annotation of a GenBank genome assembly. Lineage: Eukaryota; Viridiplantae; Streptophyta; Magnoliopsida; Aquifoliales; Aquifoliaceae.